Molecule: messenger RNA, 3402 nt
Organism: Volvox carteri f. nagariensis
Lineage: Eukaryota; Viridiplantae; Chlorophyta; Chlorophyceae; Chlamydomonadales; Volvocaceae
Product: TSO1-like protein
Exons: 11
Coding region: 1-3402 (1133 amino acids)
Biological process (GO): regulation of DNA-templated transcription
Cellular component (GO): nucleus
Source: RefSeq, a predicted model, not a curated record
AUGGGGCCCUUUCUAGAUGCACACCUGCAGCCCAUUGGCUUGCUUGGUGCACUUGUGUCCAGUGAAAGACGUAGUACAAACAUGAAAAUUCAAGGCGAGACGGUGCAGCUGCUCCAUCAGGCUCGUCCGUUGCCCACUUAUUCAGUGAUUCGAGUUAAAUCAUCGGCGAGCAGGGCAAUCCCCAAGUGGCGCGACAGAAUGGACGCCAGUAACGGACCGCCUGUUGACAGCAGAUUAAUUGCCGCACCGACCGUCGCUCCUCCGCUGGGUGUUCGUCCCAUGGCUCAGUCCAUGCUAUCUCAGUCGUUGGCUCCCCAACUCGGUUUGCAAGGGCUGGCGGCAAGCUUCAGGCCGGGCCAGUUUCCCCCGGCCGCGGCGAGCGGCCUCCCACUGUUUCAAGCGCAAGCGGGCAAUAUGACAGCUCAAAGCUACUGCGAGUGCUUUGCUUCGGGCCGGUACUGCGAGAAUUGCAACUGUGUCCAGUGCUUCAAUAAUCGGGAACACGAAGCGACACGGCAGAGUGCGGUGGAGGCCAUUUUGGAACGGAACCCAAACGCGUUUCGGCCCAAAAUUCAGUCCAAUGAGCAGGCCCCCGCCGCAGCGGCGGCAGUGGUGAACAAUGCGGCUGCACCGGGGCGUCACCUCAAGGGCUGCAAUUGCAAGAAGUCGUCAUGCUUGAAAAAGUAUUGCGAGUGCUUCCAGGCGGGAAUCUACUGCUCGGACAACUGCAAGUGUGUAGAAUGCAAAAACUACGAGGAGGCCGGCUCGGGUGCUGGCGGAGGCGCGAAGCGCAUUCGGUACGGAAGUGCACCGCCGCCGUCGGUCCCCCCGCAACUCGGGGGCCUAGUAGGGGCGGGUGGGCCUCAGGCCAUGACUCUGGGCGCAAUCCGGCCCGGGCUGGUCCAAUCGGGUGGCUUCGGAGCCUUAGUCCAGCAGCAGCACGCCGCCGGCGUCAGUGGGCUGCAAAUGGGCCUGGUGGGUGCCAUGGCGGCGGCUGCGGCGGCGGCGGGCGCGACAGCACCCGGCGGCGGCGCGCGGCCUGGGGGGCCGCAUAGCAUGAUCGGCAGCUUGGCGAGUCUAGGGCCCGGCGGUAUGGCGGCGCUACCGCAGGCCUUGUCGUUAGCGCUGGCGGCAGCGUCUGGGUCUGCUCCGCAACUCCUGUCAUUGCAGUCGGCAGCACAGGGGACCCAGCCGGGGACGUCGUUGCUCGUGGCACCGGGGGGCGCGGCGCUGGCGCCGUCAGCGGUGGUGCCGCUGCCGUUACGGGCAAAGAUGCAGGAGGUCGUCAAUGGGAUGGUCAAGCGCAGUGUUAUCGAGGAGCUCUGUCGGCUGCUAUGGAUGGUGGCGGACGACGAGGCAGCGCCUGCGCGGAGCAUGACAACCGGCGCCGCUGCGGCCGGCGCCGGCGGCGCCACCGGCAGCAGCGGUGGUGCUGCAACUUCCCAGGUUGACGGCUUGCCGUCAUGGGCUGACAAGCCCGCUGCCGGUGCACAAGCCAACGGCAGCGCAGGUGGCGGCGCUAUGCACGGUGUCGGGCCAUUGGGCAAAGAUUCCGCAGGGGGAGGGCGGCACGACGAAGGGGCUUUGCUAAGCCAACCUGACGGGGCGGCGGCCGCGGCCGCCGGCGACAUCGCGAAUGGCAUUGCCUGCGACGACAGCGGUGAAGGCAACGGCAGCGGUGCAGCAGGGGGAGCCGUCUUUGUGAAACUUGAAAGCGGCGAUGGCAUGGAGUCGCACCAGCUCGGCGGUUUGCAGCCACUUGCGCAACCACCUCCUCUCCCGGUACUAUCAAAUGGCGACGGCGGGGCGGAUGACAUGGCGGCAGAGGCAGAGCUUCUGGCGGAAGGGGAGCAAAGUCAAGGAGCAGGCGGGACUGCAGCGGCGGGCGAUGCCACGACAGACCGGGUGGAACACCACGGGCAAGGUUCCCCUGGCUUUGAGCCGCAGGAGCAGCAGCAGCAGCAGCCGCCACAACAACAGCAGUUGCCGCCGCCGCCGCCACGGCGGCCUAGUCUCUUGUACGGCAGGAAAGAACGAGUCGUACUGGAGGAGUUUCUGUCCAUUAUGAACAAAAUUGGCGAUACCGCUGCCAAAAAACUGCAACAGCACGGUGUCGUGAUCGCAGCGCAGGCCUCGUUAUCGUCGCUACAGCAGCAGUCGCAGACACAAGCAAUGCCGCUCGCGGCCACAGCGGCGGGGGCUGCGGGGGGCCCGCUGCCGCCCUACGGCUACACGCAGACCGUUCCUAUCGUCGCCCCCUCGAGCCUUCCAGGGGCCGCAGCACAGCAACAGCAGCAGCAGCAACAACAACAGCCUCCUAGUGCGUUGGCUGCGGCAGCGGGGGCCUGUGCUGUAACAGGGCCAGGCGGCGCGUAUCCGGCUAUAAUUCGGCCGCCCGGCGGUGGUGGUGGUCAGGUCGCUAUGAUGGCGCCGACGGGUUUUCCUAACGGCCAGGCCAUGUACCCGGUGGGCACGUACCCAGCCCCGGGUGUUGGUGCAGCGGGGCCAGCCGGUGGCGGCGUCGCCACUGCCUCUGCCGCCGCUGCGGCGCAGCUUGGACACCAGACCUUGCCUUACGGCUCGGCGGGAAUGGCCGCCGGGCCAGACGGUGUGGUGGUCGUUGCGCCACCUGCCAGUUCGUUGGUUGGUAGCGCAACGGCGCCCGGGGUUGUGGAGGCCGACCAACAGCAGCAACCGCAGCAGCACCAUCUCCAUGCCAUGCACGGUGGAGUACCUGUGAUUCUGGCGCCGCCGCGCGGCAGCCACACCUCGAUCACAUCCGGGGCGCUGCCGCCGCCGCUGUCGCACACACUCCAGCAGCAACAACAGCUUCAACAUCAUCAGAAUCAGCAUCAACUGCCACAGCCGCAGCUGCCGCAACAGCCUUUAAACGUCUACGAUGAUCCUCAACAUCCAGCAUCUGUCAGCGCACCGUUCUCAACCCCGUUUCUCCCGUACAGCACGGAUCUGGCCAUGCAGCCGGGCACCAUCGGGGAUGAUCAACCACAGCAUCACCCACUGCAACAGCAUCCCGGCCAGCAGGGUGAAGCUCAUCCGACGCAACCUCAACAACAUCAAGAGUUCUUGCAGCAACCAGAGCAGCAAACGGAGGCGCUGCUUCCGGGCCUGAUGGUGGUUUCCGAGGGGGAGCAACUGGCAGGUGCUUUAUGGAGCCCAACCGCCGCCGGCCAGGCAAUGCUGCUACAGCCACACCCCCUUCUGCAGUCGUCGCAGCCGCAGGCGGCACCUGGCGUCGCUGCCAUCGGCGGCGGGACCGUGUGCGCGGCGGGGUUGCCGGCUGCACAGGGGGCUGACCAACCCAUGGCUGACGUUGACAGCCAUGGAAGCAGCGGGGGUGGCGGCGGUUGUAAUGCCGAUGUCAUGGACACCACAGCACUUUAG